Symbiodinium pilosum is the source of this 684-nucleotide messenger RNA. Lineage: Eukaryota; Dinophyceae; Suessiales; Symbiodiniaceae. The record is from the annotation of a GenBank genome assembly.
AUGAGCUGCACAUCAUUUUCUGGCGCGGUGGUGUGCUUCGAUGUAUGUUUGGUGAGUGGACGAGCUGCAGUCAUCUCUUGCACGGAGACUCAGAGACUGCAGGACAUGCAGGUGCUCAUUGCUGGGGAGUUAGAAUUGGGAAGUGCCGAUGAGAGUCCCUUGCUGCAGUUUUUCAAGCAGGCAGGCACUCAGUCUGAACCCCUGGCUCACAGCACCCGUGCUGCGGAGAUUGUCGGUUGUACCAUCCAAGUUGUGUUGCAGGAGCAUCCAGAGUGGUAUGUGCAGAAGUGUUUCUUGAGACGCUCAGCUGAGUUGAGCUGGGAUGUGGAAGAGGAAAGACGAGAGACUUUGUCGCUGCUCCCCGAUGGUCACUUCACCUAUGAGAUGCGCAGGCUUGCGUGGGACGAUUGCGUUGGGCGACUGGUUGUCAAGGAGGAUACGCUCCAGGGCACAGGGAGAUGGCGAUGCGUGUUACAAGCUGGCGUGCCCGGGGCACUGCCUGAAGAGGUUUUGCUUUUGGACGGCAGCGCUUGCUGGCUGUCAUCCUUUUCGCGUGGCCGCCUGGCCUCCCAAAGGAUCCGAAGGGCCCUUCCGAAAGUGGCCUUACAGGACUAUGAAAUCUCGCAGUUGUUUCACUCGGAAGAAGCUGUGGCUGGUCCUUUGGCAGAUGCUGGCACCCCCUGA